Messenger RNA from Coregonus clupeaformis (lake whitefish), 2673 nucleotides. It is a transcript of the gene wbp11, whose product is annotated as WW domain-binding protein 11. The record is from RefSeq and is a predicted model, not a curated record. Gene Ontology annotation, biological process: mRNA cis splicing, via spliceosome. Lineage: Eukaryota; Metazoa; Chordata; Actinopteri; Salmoniformes; Salmonidae. Gene Ontology annotation, cellular component: spliceosomal complex.
GAGGCUUCCGCCCUAGCUCGCGGCAAUCAAAACAUGGCGGACUGCAUCAAUUAGCCAAAAAGCGUUUCAUGUCAAUGUGAUCUAAAGAGGGUAUACAUUAUUUUGAUACAGACAACGACAUUUAUAGUUGACCAUUUACCCGAUUGGAAAGUAAUAGAGGGGAAAAGCCACACUGCCCACAGUUUUCACGUGGAUAAAGGGUGAAGGAGACGCACCAUCACCAUGGGGCGACGUUCGACCUCCUCCACCAAGAGUGGGAAGUUCAUGAACCCCACCGACCAGGCCAGGAAGGAGGCCAGGAAACGGGAGCUGAAGAAGAACAAGAAGCAGAGGAUGAUGGUGAGAACAGCUGUGCUGAAGAUGAAGGACCCCCGACAGAUCAUCAAAGACAUGGAGAAGCUGGAUGAAAUGGAGUUCAACCCUGUGCAGCAGCCGCUGCUGAAUGAGAAGGUGCUGAGGGACAAGAGGAAGAAGCUACGGGAGACGUUUGAGCGCAUCGUACGUUUGUACGAAAGAGAGAACCCAGACACUUACAAGGAGCUACGCAAACUGGAGCUGGACUAUGAGAGCAAUCGCGGCAAGCUGUCACUCUACUUCGACUCAGUCAAGAAUGCUGAACUGGUGGAGGUGGAUAGCAUCCCACUCCCAGAGAUGCCCCACGCCCCCUCCAGCAUCCUGAUCCAGGACAUCCCCCUGCCCGGGGCCCAGCCUCCCUCCAUCCUGAAGAAGGGCUCGUCGUUUAGUAAGGGGAUCAGUGCCCCCAUGUCUGCAGCGGUAGCAGGCGUCCCUCGGUUACCCCCUGGCAGGAAACCCCCAGGUCCCCCACCUGGCCCCCCACCGCCUCAGGUCCUGGCGCUGUACGCAUCACGCAGGGCCCAGUUCGCAGCAGACGCAGAUCCAUCCAACCAGGCCUCUGACAUGGAGAAAGCCAUGGACGCUAUGCUGAUGGGAGGAGAGAGGGACAGUGGGAGCGAGAGCGAUGGAGAAGGGGACGAUGGAGAGGAAGACGACAGCGACUCUGAAGAGGACAGUGAAGGAGAGAGGGAUGAAGGAGGAGAGGUUGACAAGAGGAUGAUGGUGGACCGACAGGAUGAGGGCAGAGAGGAGGACAGAGGGGACAGACAUGCAGGACGCAGUGUGCGGUUUGCAGACAUGCCCCCCUCAGCACCCAGGGAGAAGAGCAAGAAGAAGAGGAUUGUGAAGAAGAAAAAGGCCAUCACUCCUCUGCAGGCUAUGAUGCUUAGGAUGGCAGGGCAGUCCAUCCCUGAAGAUGAAGAGGAGGAAGAGGAAGUUGAGGAGGAGUAUACUGACUCUGACAACUCAGACAUCGAGGAUAGGGGACACCAGGCGACCAACCAAUCUCAUCUUAUACCCAAUCAGCGCAUGCCUCCACCCUCUGGACCAAUGGGAGGACAGCAACCUACUCUACACAUGCAGGGUCCACCAGGAACAGGGCCUCCACCGUUGGGACCACCCCCAGCUCCUCCAAUGAGGCCUCCUGGUCCGCCCUCUGGCCUGCCUCGUCCUCCACCUGGUGCUCCUCCGUUUUUGAGGCCGCCUGGUAUGCUAGGUGGUCCAAGGGGGCCGAUGCCCCGGCUACUGCCCCCUGGACCCCCACCAGGUCGUCCCCCUGGCCCUCCCCCAGGCCCCCCUCCAGGUCUCCCUCCUGGUCCUCCACCCAGGGGACCCCCACCCAGACUGCCUCCCCCAGCACCCCCAGGCAUCCCCCCUCCCCCAAGAGCUGGUCACCCACGCCAACUUGCCCCUCCCCUCUCUCUUUUCCCCCCGCCGCUUAACUCCAACGUCCUCAGCGCUCCCCCCAGCAUCGUCCACCGCCAGAAACCCGGCUCCAACCCAGAUGGCUCCCAGAGCAACCCCAAUGCCUCCAUGCUGCCCCCUCCCUCCAUGCCUAUCCACCACCAUGCACCAACCAUCGAGAAGCGGGCCAACAUCACCUCUGUCUCGGCCGGAGGCAGCAAUCUGGCAGCAGGCCCGGGGAGUGGCGGAGCCACCAUCUCAGCCAAACCCCAGAUAAUCAACCCCAAGACAGAGGUCACCCGCUUUGUGCCCACGGCGCUGAGGGUGCGCAGGGAUAAAGGGGCCGGGAGCGGAGGAGGGCCUAUGGAAAAGGGAAGAAGAAGAGAGGAAAGGUUGGGAGGCCAGAAGCAGCAGUCGAUGGCUGCCCCCAUGGGGUCGGCCAACCCUACUCAGAUGGGCCCAGUCUCUCAGCCCAACAUGAAGACCAAGGACCAGAUGUAUGAGGCCUUCAUGAGGGAGAUGGAGGGACUCCUCUAAGACUGGGGCUGCAGGGUGAAAAGGGAGGGAGCGUUGAGAUGGAAUGAACAGUAGGGGUCAUGAAGAAAGUGAUACCAUCAAGCAGAUGCUGUUCAGAAACACGUUGUUUUUCUCAAUGUUAUUUUUUUUCUGGCAGACUAGAAUUACCUCCCUACCGACUUACUGUACAUGGCUAUGAUAAUUUGGCUCAAUCUUUGUGAAAAAGCUAGUGUUUUUUUAUGACUGUCAAAUGUUUAUUUUAUUGUUGAACUGAGAAAUGUGUUGGAUUUCAAAGAAAGUUUUGUCAGGUGUUUGUAGGAAAAUCCAAAUGAGUGUGCAUAUGCUUGUCUGAAAUGGUUAGACCUGCAACUAAAUAAAUACUAAACUCAAUUAACCUUU